Adineta ricciae is the source of this 1806-nucleotide messenger RNA. The record is from the annotation of a GenBank genome assembly. NCBI's taxonomy places the organism in Eukaryota, Metazoa, Rotifera, Eurotatoria, Adinetida, Adinetidae.
AUGAGUGCCAAUAACAAUGAACAAAUGGAUCUUGAAGGAAAUGCUGCAAGUAAUACUGUCGAAUCGACAACAAGUUCAAAAGCCGAGACAAGCGCAACAUCGGAAUUGAAAUUAUCGAUAAAAACACCCAAAGAUAAGAAAGAUGUGUCAAUUGAUGGAUCUGCAACUGUGAAACAGUUAAAAGACGUCGUGGCCAAUGAGUUUAGCACAUCCAUUGAUCAAAUCUGUUUGAUUUACUCCGGUAAAAUCUUGAAAGACGACGAAGAUUUAAAAAAACAUGAUAUUAAAGAUGGUGUUACUAUUCAUUUGGUUAUUCGCGCACCUAAAAAUGGUACAAGUGCACCGGCUAGUUCAACAGCCACGGCAACACCUGCGGGUAACGCUCAAGCGUCCGCAACGCAACCGAAUGCACCACUACCCAAUCUAGGAGGAUUUCCGUUCGGUGCAGCACCCGGCAUGGGAAAUUUAAAUUUUGCUAAUACAAAUUUUCUUGAUAUGCAACAACAACUUCAGCAACAGAUUAUGAGUAAUCCAGCUCAGCUUCGUCAAUUAAUGGACAGUCCGAUGGUGCAAAGUAUAACAAGCAAUCCAGAUCUACUCCGUUCGUUGUUACUUAGCAAUCCACAAAUGCGUGAUUUAAUGGAGCGUAAUCCGGAAAUUUCACAUCUGAUGAACAAUCCUGAUUUACUUCGGCAAACAAUGGAAUAUGCUCGAAACCCCUCAGCAUUGCAAGAAUUAAUGCGUAAUCAUGAUCGGGCUUUAAGCAAUCUUGAAAGUAUUCCGGGAGGAUUCAAUGCUCUACAACGUAUCUAUCAUGAUGUUCAAGAACCAAUGUAUUCCGCAGCGCAAGAACAAUUCGGAAACAACCCAUUUGCCCAAGUAUUCACCGGAAAUGAAGCGUCCACAGCAUCUCGGACAGAAAACACUGGCCCAUUGCCAAAUCCUUGGGCGCCUCGCGGUACUGGUGCACCAGCAGCACCCAAUAAUCAACAACCAUCAACUGGUUCAACUAAUAAUAGUCAACAACAACAACAACAACAACAGCAGCAACAGCAACAGCAACCGUCGGCAUCGGCUAUUCCAACUGGCGCUGCUGGUAGCUCACCCGGUUUAAUUUCACCAAUGAUGCAAAAUUAUAUGUCACAAUUAGUUCAAAACCCUCGUUUGCUUGAAAGUGUUCUCAACGCGCCAUAUAUGCAGCCAUUGAUGGAUUCACUUGCUGCCAAUCCAGAUAUAUCGAGACAAAUGGUUGAAAACAAUCCAAUGUUCACGAAUAAUCCUGAAUUACGCGAACAAAUGGUUAAUGCAUUGCCAGCAAUGAUGGAACAAAUGCGAAACCCGGAGGUACAAGCUUUAAUGCAAAAUCGUGAAGCACUUGAAGCAAUUACACAAGUGCAAGAAGGACUUCAACGCUUACAUACAGCAGCACCUAAUCUUUUUCAAGCUGGUGGUUUACCAGCCGCACUUCGAUUUGGUCCAACAGGUUUGGCUUCACCAGCUGCUCCCGGUAGUACAAACAAUCCAACAUCGCAACCUUCGACCGGGCAAACACCAUCAUCAGCAGCAGGUGCCACUCGACCCGCACCAUCCCCAGCUGAUCCAAGCAACUAUGCAGGUGUAUUUGCCCAAAUGUUAAAUAUGAUGUCUAAUCAAAAUAUCAAUACUCCACCGGAUCAACGCUACGCUGUUCAAUUAGAACAACUUGUUUCCAUGGGUUUUACCAACCGAGAGGCAAAUCUACAAGCAUUAACGGCAACGAUGGGAGAUGUAAAUGCAGCGGUCGAACGGCUUCUUGGCCAAUUCUAA